Morus notabilis is the source of this 1500-nucleotide messenger RNA. Its product is annotated as protein BCCIP homolog. The transcript has 10 exons. The record is from RefSeq and is a predicted model, not a curated record. Gene Ontology annotation, cellular component: nucleus. Lineage: Eukaryota; Viridiplantae; Streptophyta; Magnoliopsida; Rosales; Moraceae. The coding region runs from base 137 to 1126 and encodes 329 amino acids.
UAAACCCAUACUCUUCCACUCCGCCAAGCGCCUGGUCUCCACUCUGCCCGCGCCGUCGCCGUCGCCGUCGCCGUUUCCGUCGAAGUGCUGUGUAGCUGGUUUUUCGACUCACUAUUUCUCUUCCUUUAUUAAUUAGAUGCCUCGGAGGCCUUUAAGGCGCAGCCAAUUGGUGAAGCAUCAUCCUCUGACCUUUUCGCCGUUUUCUCGGUCAAUUGCUCAAGUUGGCUUUAUUUCCAUGGGUAACCAUCAAAAGAACGGAUCUCUCAUCCAUAAAAGCAACGUUCCAUCCAGUUCUGCAGGUAAAGAAUCGGUGGAUAACAAUGUGGAAUCUGAAAGUGAUGAGAUUGAGCCUUCAGAUGACGAAGAGUUUGAUGGAGUUAUCCAAGCCGAUUUUGAGUUCUUUGAUCCAAAACCUGACGAUUUCCAUGGAGUGAAGACGUUGCUUCAGACUUAUCUUGAUGUUAAAGAAUGGGAUUUGAGUGGUUUUGCCGACUUGAUCUUGGGACAGCCAACAGUGGGGACUGUUGUUAAAGUUGCAGAUGACGAAGAUAAUGGGAUUUUCUCUGUUGUUAGUGCCCUUAACUUGUACAGAUAUAAGGACCAUAAAUGUAUUGUGGAAAUCAAGGAGUUUCUUCGUAGAGUAUGCCAGGAAAAGAACAUGAGAGAUGAUUUGAAAUCACUUUUGGGUGAGGAAGCGCGUAAUGUUGGUCUCUUGGUCUCUCAGCGUGUGAGUAAUCUCCCGCCCCAGCUCUUGCCGCCUCUUUAUGAUGCUCUUUUCGAUGAAGUCUCCUGGGCUACAGAAGAUGAGCCUACAGAGGAGCUUAGAAAAUCAUUCUGCUUUAAGUUCUAUUUAGUAAUCACAAAAUUUUACGAGCUAAAGAGUACAAGCCAGAAAAGGAGGCAGAACAGUAAGACCUCAGGUGAUGAGGAAACAAUAUAUGUAAAGCCAGAAGAUGAAAUCUUCCACAAGCUCAGCUUGUGGUCCGUAUCUUUUCCUUUGCAAACUCAGCCUGUUCCACCUCAUGAGUUAAGGAACUACCGGCUAAUGGGGUUAGUCAUGGUUGUGGAAGCGGAGAAGAUUCCAACAGUUCGACAGGAGUUGAAGAGUUUAAUAUCUGAAUCUUAAGUCUAAAACAGUCUACACUGCCAAAUUUUUUAUUUGCUGCAUAUUUAUGUUUCCAUUAACACCUUUGGAAGCUUUCAGGUUUGCUGAACUCAAAUCACUGCACAUUUCUUUACCGGCUGUGGCUCUGCCAAAUUUUGAUUGUUCUUUUCUGGCCGCGCUGACUUCUCUUUGGUUUUGUUUUUCGUUUUUCGUUUUGUGUUUUUUCUGUUUUCUUUUGGAAAGACUGACUUUUCUUUUGUUACUUCUAUAGCCUUUUCUCUCGUUAAGAUCUACAAUUUUGUAAGCAUUUUCAACUUACUCUCAAUUUUUCCGGGCAGUCGUUAUUCUGCCCUUUCUGUACUAUUUUACAAUUAUUUUCGUUUUUUUUUUUUCUU